Molecule: messenger RNA, 3119 nt
Organism: Zophobas morio
Lineage: Eukaryota; Metazoa; Arthropoda; Insecta; Coleoptera; Tenebrionidae
Product: centrosomal protein of 83 kDa-like
Exons: 8
Coding region: 97-3042 (981 amino acids)
Source: RefSeq, a predicted model, not a curated record
CAAGUUUUCUGUCACAAAACACCUUCGAAGAACAUGGACGUCCUCUGAAUGCCAUCAAAAUCAGGAUCAAAUUAUUAGUACCCGACAAGCUUGAAAAUGUCCUAUGUCAACAAAAAACUGCGGGCUUUCCACGACGUCAAUCAUGUGGAAGUCCGCCGAAAACGGUCUGAGGGACGCAUGAAGACAUAUAUUUCGGCUAUCGACGCUAGAUCUUGGUGCGGCAGUAAAGAAGAUCGACGACAACACAUCUUAGAUUUAAUUAGACAAGGCGACGGAAAAGGCUUAUCUCUGGGAAAGUACAUACCCAUAGAAGCAAUCAUCGACAUUCUUCUAGCCAACAAGAAUGCCGACAUCAAACGACUGCAACAAGAAAUCGCUGAGCUCAAGGCGCAAAUGAAAGAACAUGGCAUUUCCUAUGAAGAGAAACCGGUGAGAACGGUCGAACCUGGAUCCGAACACCUUGGACCACAAGCAUCGGAGGCGGCGAAAAGUAGUGUCAAAUCAAAACGGUCAGCGGGAGAAGCACCACCAAAAGAACGAGGUAGCCAAGAAGAAAUAAAAGCGACAAUAGAACAAGGACCAACGGAAGAAUGGGGAAUGGUAGAAUUAGCACGAGAUGAAGAAGGCGCAGCUGCAGUAACACCAGGUGAAGAAGCAGCAGCAGCUCCAGAAGAAGAACUUCUAGGUGGAGCCCCGAAAGAAGAAAUAGCUAAAACAUCGUCUCAUCCUUCUCGUACAGGAGUUGCAGAAGAAGGAAUAGAAGAAAAGCUGAGCGCUGAUAAAGCAGAGAAGAUAUCUAAAACAUCGUCUCAUCCUUCUCGUGCAGGAAUGGAAGCAGAAGGAAUUGAUGAGAAAGAUAAAGCAGAGACGGUACAACCCGUUGUCACCCAGACAAGAGUCUCUAGAACCUCAUUCCGCGACCUUCCUACAAUAAAAAGAAAAAGUUCAGACACAAUAAGUGGUAUGGAAUUGCAAGUAAUAACAGUAGGAGGAGUACCAGCAGAAGAGGAAAUGAAAGUCGUACCGGAAAAAGGGAUCACGGAAGUCCCGGAAAAAGAGAUCAAGGAAGUCGUGGAAUAUCGCGAGGAAGUAGAAGCAUUAUAUAGAGCCUUAGCCAUGGAAGCAAUACAACAAUUAGAGGCCAUUAGAAACAUUGUCGAAGCAGGAGAUGCUCAACCAGGGACUUCGGUAGAUCAGCAACCCGAAAGUGGUAGACGUAAAUCAAAAGAAUCUAUUAAAUCUGGAACUGGUAGCCACAAGUCGUCAGAAAAAUUAACUGCCAUUGCAGAAGAAGCUGGAGUGUCCCAGCCUGCAAAAAGUAGUAGUCGCACGUCAAGAGGGUCUGAAGGAGAAAAGGACAAGGUAAAACCAGUUGUGUCAGCACCUGUGUCAAAUCAGCUCGCUGAAAGCCCUAGUCGAAAAUCGAAUGAGUUUGGAGGAGAAACUGGAAUAAUAAAAACGGUUUCAUCAGCGCCUGCAAGAAUCCAGCCAUUUGAAAGUAGUUCGCCGCAAGGGACCGAGCUAAGAAGACGCCUUGACGGUUUAAGAGGUCUUGAAGAUGAAGUGAAGAAUCUUAAAGACAAGAUAGCUAAACGCGUGGAACCAAGCGGUGAUAGCAACGAAAGGGACAAACUGAAAGCGGAAAUGGACGAAUGCCAAAUGAAACUAAAGGAGCUAGACAUUUUGAAGAUCGAAAAGAAUUGUCUGAAAGGUCGCUGCAAAGAUUUGGAGGCAGUCCAAAUAGAGUACGAAAAUUUGUUGAAAAGGACAGCAGGAUUUGAAACUAUGAAGGCACAGUGUUCGAUGUACAAGACUAAGUACGAUGAAGUGGUAAAACUUAGCGAAGAAAAUAUACAGCUUAGGAAUAAAUCGCAGAAAACGGACGAUCUAGAAAAGGAAAGAGAAAUGCUUUUGAAACAAAUAGAAGAAUGUGAAUGUUGUAUAAAUAAUCAAGAUUCCGAAUUGAAGAGGUUAACUUGUCACAUCCAAUGUCUUUCGGAGGAAAUAAACAAACAAAGAGAGCAAGGUACAACCAAGACCUUGACAAUCAAGGCCCGGUUGAAGAAACAAGAUCUGAAGCCGGAAUCGCAUGUACCCGAGGCUGAUGAAGAUGCUCCUCCUGCAUGUGAAGCAACUUGUCUGCGUACGCGUAUUACAGAACUUGAAGAUGAAGUUGCACAACUUGAAAAUCAAAUUGCGCAGAUGAAGAAAGCACGCAGCGAAGAACAAAGCGCAUUAAAUGAAAGCCACAAAGAAGAAUUGGCUGCCAAAGAUGCAAUGCAUAGUGCGUUACAAGAAAGUUUUAAUGCCACGAAAUCUAAUUACAACGCACUGGAUUCAAACUACCAAGCAUUACAAGCCAAUUACAAAACUUUGGAAGAAAAAUACAAAGCCCUAGAAGAGAAUUACGCGCAACUCGACGCAAAAUAUAAAUCGUCAGUAGAAAAGUACAACGAACUGGAAGCCAAAUACGACGCUGCAGCCGGAGACUACGACAACUUAAGGUCACAGUAUAAAGCAACAGAAGCCAGUUACAAAAAGUUAGACGCAAGCUACAAAGCUUUGGAAAUAAAAUAUAAAACUUUAGACACUACGUUCAAACACUUACAAGAUAGCAGAAAAGUUCUGGAAGAGAACAUUAAAUCCCUCCAAGAAAACAACAAGACGUGUAUUCAGAAUCUAGAAUCCGAAAAAAACAAUUCACACCAGCUAUCCGAAGCGCUGCGUCGGACGAUCAAAAACGACGAUCAUUUGAAGCAGAUGUUGAAGCAAACGAAGUGCGCGAUCAAGUGUAUCACACUAAAAUUGAAAAAAAAUGAGAUUAUUGGGCCGGUUGAGUUACAACGGCAGAAGGAGGAAUUCUGUAAGAAAAUGCAAGAACUGCAGGGACUCACGGAAGCGCCUUGUGGUGCCGAGAAAAUUUUUGAAUUAGAGGAGGAAUUAACAAAAGCGAAUGCGACAAUCAAGUGUUUGCGAGGUAAUUUAAAUCAACUGAAAGGCGUAAUGGAUAAAAGAGAAAAUCCAGAACACUGCAUCUGCUAAUUCCAGAAUUAAUAACGUAAACUUGUACCUCCUACAUGAAUAAAAUAGUUUUAUAAUGGGUUUUAAAUUUGUUGUCA